AAAUAUUGCAUAAUGCAACAGAUGGAUCUAUGAGAUGUUAGAUUUGGGUAAAAAAUGGACUUGGGUCCAGAUAUUUGAAAAUAGGGGCGCUCUGAUGGGCUGUAGCAAUGCACACCCGCACUGUCAGAUAUGGUCUAGCUCAUUUUUACCAAAUGAAAUUAGAAUAAAAGACGGAUAUCUCAAAGAUUUUUAUGUACGUAAUAAGAAACCUCUUCUCAUUGAUUAUAUGCAGAAAGAAAUUUUAAAAAAGGAUCGAAUUGUAAUGGAAAAUUGUGAUUGGAUAAUUGUAGUGCCAUUCUGGGCAGUUUGGCCAUAUGAAACUAUGAUAUUACCUAAAAAGCAAGUAACUAGAAUGCAAGAAUUAUCAGACAACCAACAAGAAUCUCUAGCUGUCAUCAUGAAGAGAUUAUGUACGAAAUAUGAUAAUCUCUUUCACUGUUCUUUUCCAUAUUCGAUGGGAUGGCAUGGUGCUCCAAUGGGUCCACAUCAGAACCAUGAUUAUCCAUACUGGACUUUUCAUGGAAUAUACUUACCUCCUUUAUUACGUUCUUCUACGAUAAAGAAGCACAUGGUCGGUUAUGAGCUUUUAGCUCAAGUACAAAGGGACCUAACACCGGAACAAGCAGCAGAAAGAUUAAGAGAUUUAUCAGAUUCUCAUUAUAAGCAUCCAGAAACUAGCCUAACUGUGGAGGAAAUAGAAAAAUAUUCGAAUUAAAUGUGUAUAAAAUUAUAUUGAUUGAUUAUGUGGUUUGAAAAUAAUACUAAGAUAAAUAAUGAGCAUAUAUCACAUCUUCAUUAAUUUAUUCUAAUAUAUUGCGAAGAAUAUCAUGUAAUUUUUGGCGUUUCCGCAAGAUAGGAGGGGGGGAAUACAUAUAUUACUGUAGAUAAAAUUGUGAAGAAUAUUACGUCGAUCCGCCAUCAGAGGUUUAUCGGUAUUCGCAAAAAUUCUCGCAAGUGCUAUGAUACGCGUAUAUCUCUAUAUAGAAUCUCGAUCAAACAACUAUCUCAGACGUAUAAGGUAGGCUUCCACUACAAUGCCUUACUGACGAGUCUAGUUGUGGAAGCCCGGAACGAAACGCCAAAAAUUACGUGAUAUUCUUCACAAUAUAUUAGAAUAAAUUAAUGAAGAUGGUCACAUUUAUGACCGAAAACGUUUCCGUAAUUGAAUUAUAUUAAAGACAAUUUCUCACAAAAAAGAUCCACUGUAGUGGUAUAU
This is a messenger RNA of Cyphomyrmex costatus, 1216 nucleotides long. Its product is annotated as probable galactose-1-phosphate uridylyltransferase. Gene Ontology annotation, cellular component: cytoplasm. Lineage: Eukaryota; Metazoa; Arthropoda; Insecta; Hymenoptera; Formicidae. The coding region runs from base 35 to 715 and encodes 226 amino acids. The transcript has 3 exons. Gene Ontology annotation, molecular function: UDP-glucose:hexose-1-phosphate uridylyltransferase activity; zinc ion binding. Gene Ontology annotation, biological process: beta-D-galactose catabolic process via UDP-galactose, Leloir pathway. The record is from RefSeq and is a predicted model, not a curated record.